Messenger RNA from Mixia osmundae IAM 14324, 3003 nucleotides. RefSeq lists its product as uncharacterized. The transcript has 3 exons. Lineage: Eukaryota; Fungi; Basidiomycota; Mixiomycetes; Mixiales; Mixiaceae. Gene Ontology annotation, molecular function: DNA binding. The coding region runs from base 1 to 3003 and encodes 1000 amino acids. The record is from RefSeq and is a predicted model, not a curated record.
AUGGCGUCUCGAGCGAUCAUGAACCUGCCCGACGUCAGCUCGUUGCCUAUCGUGCCCUUUCCGCCCAACAAGGAGAUAGCGAUGAUGCUCAGGCAUGACGACGCGACUGACGGUUUGCUCAUGCUCUGCGCUUCAGCACUCGCCAGUGUGGAGAACCGGGCACUCUGUCCCAAUGAGAUCUCGGAGAUCUGCAAAUCGAGAGGCUGGACCUACUCAGGGACGCAACCCUUCGCACUCGUGUCAACUUGCAUCAGGACGCAUGUCAGGAGAGCGGCGACGGGCAGCAAGCCUUACGCACCUCUUUUCUCCCCUUACGAACUCAACGGACCGGUACCCGCCGAGGACAUCCCUGGCAUGGGCAUUGACAAAGACGGUAAACCCGUCAUCAAACGUGGCACCCUAUGGUACCUCUCAGAGAAAGGCGCUGGUUAUCCUUCGCCAUUCACUUCAGCUGGCUCGCGCACAGCCGGGUCCAGAGGGAAAAUCACGCAGCUGCCUAUCGUCUCAGCCGAGUACGCAAAGAGGCCACCGCCGCCUUUGAACGUAAAGAAGGGCAGCAAACCGUCAGAGUCAGCCUACAGCAAAGCUGCAGUCGCGCCGUUGACAGGGCAAAGGUCAAGGACAGCAAGCAGCACGCCCAUGCAAGUCGUUGCAGCCUCGAGCGGACGAUCGGGGCACCAGCGGUCCUUUUCGAUGUCUCUACCUGCUUCCGCAUCUUACAGGCAAGGCUCAUUAGAACUCGACCCAUCCGGAGAGGAAGGGGAAGAAUCGAUGGGAAGAGGCAAGCGAAAACGCCGAGCAAGCGCGAUUGCUGCCUCUUCGGCCUGGGAGAACGAGAUCCGCCCUGCGCUGAGCAUGACUCAAUCGGGACCUGCUAGCAUGCAGAGAAGUACGAGUCCGAAGUACAACAUCGGCGCGCAUCGGCGCACACAAUCUGUCACGCCACCAAUUGCCUUUAGCAACGAACAAGCGGGAGGGACAACGCGGAAACUGAAAUUCAAGCUUGCGCCCUUGCUCGAACGCGCUGCAAAGGAUGGGUCGAGCGACGUAGAAGUAGCAACAAGUGAUGACGAGACAGAUGACGACGACGCACUCAAGUUGAUCAAACGCGCCAGACGCAAGAGCGACAGCGAGGCUACCUCGCCAAGGCUAGCGGCUAAGCCGCAGAAUCGUCUGGCGCGUCCAUCCUUUCUGUCACAGUCUUACAAUUCGAGCAUGCGACCAUCCGCGACGAGUCUCAGCUUGCGCAUGAAAUCUCUCGGCUGUGACAGCGAAGCAGGCAGCGGCGAGGACGAUGGCAGAGCGCCAGAUCUGCAGCAGGCCAUGCUGACUGCUUGCGACGAAUUCGAGUUUGCCUUUGAUCAUGCCUUUGGCGCGUCAGAGGAAGCGGCCAAAGCAGCAGAGCAAGACGAGGCCAAGCGGGACAGCAUCGAAUUACCCACAAAGCGCCGUUCCGGAGAAUUCGAUUGGAAUGACGACGAAGCGCCAGCGGGCGAUGUUGACACGCCGGCCACUACGCCGCGUUCGUACUGCCCGCCUACAGCCGCUCUCAGCCCAGCAUUCGAGUCAGACAGCGACGAUUCUUCCAGCAGUGAAGGUGAUGACGAAGAAGAGGACGAUGCGAUGGACACUGCGCCAGACUCGCCACGUCUCUCGCCACUCGACGUCACACUAUGUCCUCAUGCAGAAGCACAACCUCCCAGCUCCCUUGCAGACGAAGCAUCGAAAGUCUCAACGACGCCCAUCGAUGAUCAAGUGCAGUCCGCAGAAGAAGUACCCGAGCCAUUGCCGACAUUGCUGUCCAUGCCGCUAGCACCAACAGCUGGCUUCGCACCUGCCCUUGGGCAAGCUGUUGACGGCCAGGACGAUAUUGAAAUGGAGCUUGUUCAUGUCGACAGUAUCACCGAUGAUGGCUCGACUGACGAUUCGUCAAUCUCUGAUUCAGAUUCAUUCAGUGGCACCGAGCUAUUGCUGAACCGUCGGCUGUCGCUCGAUUACGACCCUACCACAUCGCUGUCGUCUCUGACGCUCAACCAAAGACGUGGCUCUGGCACGGCGACUUCCGUCGAAUCUGCCGGUCCUUCGCCCACGGAGGAGAAGCUCAAUUCGACCGCCUGGGCUGUCGAUGCCCUGAAAGCCUCCUCUUCGCCGCUCGAGUCGCCAUCUCAGACCACAGAGGUAGCCGCCCAGUCAUUCUCUCGAAUCCUGGCAUCAGACAUCCUUUGCCCGGAGUCUGUGGGACUCGACGAGCUAGAUCAGGUCUUCACAAAGGAAGAUCAGGAAGCGUAUGCAGCUUGUGCACGCAUGCAGGCCAUAUCACUGCCGAAUGCCAGCUUCUUUCUCGCUCAGCCACCUUUGCUCACGCGAAGGAAGACGCAGCCGAUCGUUGCUGCGCCUGCGCAAGAGCCCGAAGCGCUCUCGCCUGUGCCGUGCUCGACGCUCUCGCCACCGACAUCUGAUAAAGAAGUGGCAGACAUCAUCGUCUACCCGAUGUCGGUGACCCAACCGCUCAUCACCGCGCGCUUCACCCGUUUCGAGAGUGAGACGACUGCAAGGUCACCGGUGCCUUCGGUACCGGUCUACUCGAUCAAUGUCGUGCGAGGCGAUGGCGUUGCGCUGCCGUUGCUGCGAAGAAUCGACGAUGACUUUGUCAACGUCUCUACGCUCGUCCAGAGUGGCGCGCAGUCUCGCGAUAUCGCCAACCGUCUGCAAACACUGCAGGCGCUAGAUGACACGGUUACAAUGACGGGCGGUGUCGGCGUCGCGGGUAUUUGGGCACCCCUCCAGACGGCAAAGGAGCUGGCGAGACUGCAUAUCAAGUCAGCUUCUGCUCUGAAUGCCUUCUUGGCCGACGACGUCCAUCGACUGUUUCCGGAGCCGCUGCCGCAGAUGCGCGAGACGCUGCGAUCCGCGCGAGUAGAGAAGAUGGCCCACGAGCAAACAUCAGACCAGCCAAACCCGACGGUUCGGACGAGCAGACGUAGAACUGCCGGGCGAGCCUAA